Messenger RNA from Plasmodium vinckei vinckei, 1419 nucleotides. Its product is annotated as Plasmodium exported protein, unknown function. The transcript is spliced from 2 exons. The coding region runs from base 1 to 1419 and encodes 472 amino acids. Lineage: Eukaryota; Apicomplexa; Aconoidasida; Haemosporida; Plasmodiidae. The record is from RefSeq and is a predicted model, not a curated record.
AUGGAAACUUUCAAAAGAAGUUGUAACUUUGAAGGAAUAUAUAUAUUCCACCUAUUUAAUAAAUUAUUUUUAUUUGGAACAUUAUUGUUUAUAUUCACGAACACAAUAAAAUGGGAUUAUAACAAACAUGAAAAUAAUGAAUUUUCAGAAGUAAUACGAUAUAACAGAAACUUAUCAUAUUCCCCAGAAGGCAUGGAAUUGUACGAUGAAGGAUACUUUCAUGGGGGCGGUAUAAAAUUAGAAAAUAAUAUGAUGCCUCCAGAGUUUGAGAUUAAUAUGUUACCUGAAUAUUAUGGUAUGGGGAAUAUGGAAUAUGGCUAUGGCAUAAAAAAUAAACAAAUUUUAAAAAAUAUUGAUACAAACUAUGGAGACAUACAAAGAAUAACAAAUUUAGACUCUUUAAAAACAAAUAAUUUUAAUGAGAACAAUAAUGUUGCUACAAAAACUAAAAAUAAUUCAAAGAUAUUAUAUGGUUUUCAAAAAGAUAAAAAAUCCCAAAGCAAACCAAAGGUAGAAAAUAAAAAGGUUCUUUCUAAUAAUAAAAUUGAAUUGAGUAAUAAACAAAUUAAUGGAGACAUUAAUAUGCAUAAAGAAGUAAAAUUUUCAAACAAAGUUGAUGAUAUUAACAUUGAGGAAUAUAUUAAAUUACAUCCCAAUUCAGAUGUACACAGAGUCCUUAAUCAAUCGGGAUUUAAAAAAAAUGACGGAGUAGCGUUUGUACCUAAAAUAAACCAUGAUUACACAAAUAAAAAAAAUAUUUCCAUAGAAGAAAUACCAAAAAUUGUUGAAAGCAGAGAGAAUAAAAAAAAAAAAUCUAAAGAUAUGCUAAAGAAUAUUCCACAUAAUGAUCACGGUUUAAAUAAAUUAAAUCAAAAUGAGAAGGAGAGAAUAAAGGUGGUACGUAACGAAUCAAUAACCACAAUUUUGGAUCAAAUAGAAAAUGAUUCUGACCAAAUUAAUUCUAUAAUAAAAUCGCCAAACAAACAAAAUAACCUAACAGUAAAUGUAAAAAUGCAUGGCCCGAAAAAUUUAAAAAAUAAUACACAAAUAGAGAUACUCGAAAAACUAAAAGAGGAAAUAAAACCAGAAGAUGAAGAACUCAGGAUAAUAAUACAAGAAAAAGAAAAAGAACUCAAAGAGAGUAUAAAAAUACAAGAACAAGAAAAAGAACUCAAAGAGAGUGUAAAAAUACACGAAAAAGAAAAAGAAAAAACGAAAAAGAAACCUUUUUACAAAGUAAUAUUCAAUAAAAUAAAAAAAAAAUUUGAGACAUAUUAUAUUCGAGGAUUUGGAAAAGUUCUUUUAAUAGUAAUUUUUUUUCAUUUAAUUGUUUUGUUAUUAAUAAUAUGUUAUGUUAUAAGUGUAAUACGUCCAAAAACAAAUAAUAAUACGCCUUCGAAUAGAGGAUCACGAUUAUAG